AUGCUGCACUUCCGCACCGAAGGCUUCAACGGCUGCGCAGUCAAAUACUCUCCCUUCUUCGACAACCGGCUCGCGGUCGCCGCCUCGGCCAACUACGGCCUAGUGGGCAAUGGACGACUGUUCAUUCUCGAAUUGACACCCCAUGGCAUAGUCCCCACCAAACACUUCACCACCCAAGACUCCCUCUACGACCUCGCGUGGUCCGAGAUCCACGAGCACCAAGUCCUGACCGCCAGCGGCGACGGGAGCAUCAAGCUGUUCGACACGAGCCUGACGGAUUUCCCGGUGCAGCAGUGGAAGGAGCACAAGCGCGAGGUGUUCAGCGUGCACUGGAACCUGGUGGCCAAGGACCGGUUCAGCUCGAGCAGCUGGGACGGCACGGUGCGGGUGUGGUCGCCGCACCGGCCGCACUCGCUGCUGACCCUGCCCACGCACAGCUGCACCUACGCCGCCAGCUUCGCCCCGCACUCGCCCGACCUGCUCGCCUGCGUCACCUCGGACUCGUACCUGCGGCUCUACGACCUGCGCACCCCGGCCUCCGCCUCCAACCACCUCACCUUACAGAUUCCGAUCCACGCCGGGGGCGCCGGGGCGGGAGCAGGGGCAGGUCCGAAUCUCGUCGCGCCGCAACCGGGGGCGCCGCCGCCCACCGUCAUGAUGGCGCCCGGCGGUGGUGGUGGUGGUGGUGGCUCCGCCGCUCCCGCCGAGGCCCUCACCAUGGAUUGGAACAAGUAUCGCCCCUCGACGCUGGCGACCGCCGGCGUCGAUCGCACCAUCCGGACCUUCGAUAUCCGCGCCCCGCACCAGGGCCCGCAGGCCGUCAUGCUGGGCCACAACUACGCCGUCCGCAAGGUCGCCUGGUCGCCGCAUCUGUCCAACGUCCUGCUCAGCGCCAGCUAUGAUAUGACCUGCCGCGCCUGGUCGGAUCAGUCCCCCGCCGGCGUCGUCGGCGAUGUCGACAUGAUGCGGGCCGGGCCCGGCGGGCCCAACAUGGGCGUCGAAUUGGGGCGGAUGGGCCAGCAUACGGAAUUCGUCACGGGGGUGGAUUGGUGUCUGUUCGGGAGUGAGGGGUGGUGUGCCAGUGUCGGGUGGGAUGAGAGUCUAUAUGUUUGGGACGUACGGGCUGUCAUGGGUGGUUGA
Molecule: messenger RNA, 1140 nt
Organism: Aspergillus japonicus CBS 114.51
Lineage: Eukaryota; Fungi; Ascomycota; Eurotiomycetes; Eurotiales; Aspergillaceae
Gene: pex7
Product: putative peroxisome biosynthesis protein (Peroxine-7)
Exons: 2
Coding region: 1-1140 (379 amino acids)
Biological process (GO): protein import into peroxisome matrix
Cellular component (GO): peroxisomal matrix; cytosol
Molecular function (GO): protein binding
Source: RefSeq, a predicted model, not a curated record